UUCCUCCGCCAUUUUCUCCCUCUUCUUCUCCUCCUCUCUCGUCGAACCCUAUCCUUAACCCCUAAUCUUCCUCGCCGAAAGUUACCCUCCUUCCUCAUUUCUAGUUGAAUUCCUCACUAGAAUCUGCCAUUGGGGACCCCGAAUCGUCUUCCCACCGUCUAAAGCAGCGCGCGCCGAUGGACCUGAAUGGGAGACCUAUCACUUCUUGGACAAUCGAUAUGCUUUUCCGGGACUUCCUGGGCAGAAGAGCCGGCUUGAUCAAGGCUCUCACCACUGAUUUUAUUAAGUUCUAUGAGCAGUGCGAUCCAGAAAAACCCUACAUGUGUCUUUAUGGGUAUCCGAAUGAGACUUGGGAAGUAAAGGAAGCUCCUGUUGUUCCCCACGAAUUUCCUGAACCAUCCUUAGGGGUUAACUUCGCCAAAGAUGAGAUGAAAUUGAAGGACUGGAUUGCUCAUAUUGCAAUCCAUAGCGAUAUAUGGAUUUACUCUUAUGCCUUCUAUAUUGCUGCACGUGCUGGCUUUGAUAAUGAGACCAGGUCACGGCUUUUCAAUAUGAUAAAUAGUAAUCCUACUAUAUAUGAGGUUAUAUUUGGAACUGUGAAGAUGCCCAUAACCCUUAGCAAGAGCAAUGAGGGUGAAUCGAACUCCAAAAGUGGUUCAGGACGACAAAAUCUGGGGUUGCCCUUGUCUUUGAUAGAAAAGGAAGAGAACGAUGAGGAUGAUGUUGAACUAUACACAAUGGGAGACGACACUAGCAGUAUCAUCUGUGGUGCAUGUGGAAACAGGUUUGCUUUUAGUGAAUACUGGAUAUUAUGCAACAUGUGUGUGACAUGGUAUCAUUCACGGUGUGUGAGGACUACACCUGAACAGUAUGAACAACUCGAGGAGUAUAGGUGCCCAAGAUGCUGCCGUCAAAAGAGAGCGAGGACCUAAAAUUAUCUGGUUGUUUCAGAUGAUAGCUUAAAAUGAUCUGCUGAUGCAUUUUGUUUUCCCUUUUUCUUUUAUGCUCGUUGUGUCACAUUUUACAAGUACAUAGUUUCAUCAGUCUCUAUGGAGUCUACUCGAA
Molecule: messenger RNA, 1065 nt
Organism: Musa acuminata subsp. malaccensis (wild Malaysian banana)
Lineage: Eukaryota; Viridiplantae; Streptophyta; Magnoliopsida; Zingiberales; Musaceae
Product: PHD finger protein ALFIN-LIKE 6-like
Biological process (GO): regulation of DNA-templated transcription
Cellular component (GO): nucleus
Molecular function (GO): transcription cis-regulatory region binding; histone binding; transcription coregulator activity
Source: RefSeq, a predicted model, not a curated record